Poecilia latipinna (sailfin molly) is the source of this 1816-nucleotide messenger RNA. RefSeq names its product ataxin 3 (gene atxn3). The record is from RefSeq and is a predicted model, not a curated record. Gene Ontology annotation, cellular component: nucleus. Gene Ontology annotation, molecular function: cysteine-type deubiquitinase activity. The coding region runs from base 87 to 1112 and encodes 341 amino acids. Gene Ontology annotation, biological process: protein deubiquitination. The transcript has 11 exons. NCBI's taxonomy places the organism in Eukaryota, Metazoa, Chordata, Actinopteri, Cyprinodontiformes, Poeciliidae.
GUCAGGCUAACCACCAGGGGGCGCCAGUAAAGAUUGUCUCCUGUCGCUGAGCUGAUGAAUGCGGAAGAGGUGGAGGUCAGAGUUGAAUGUUUGACAGAAAGCUGAAUAUGGAUUCCAUAUUUCAUGAGAAACAAGAAGGCUCCCUGUGUGCCCAGCACUGCCUGAACAACCUCCUGCAGGGGGAGUACUUCACCCCCGUGGAUCUGUCCUCCAUUGCCCACCAGCUGGAUGAAGAGGAGAGGAUGAGGAUGGCCGAGGGUGGCAUGGCCAGUGAGGAGUACCGGACGUUUUUACAGCAACCCUCAGGGAACAUGGAUGACAGUGGAUUCUUCUCGAUACAAGUUAUUAGCAACGCUCUGCGGGUGUGGGGCUUGGAGCUGAUCCUUUUUAACAGCCCAGAGUACCAGAGGCUGAUGAUAAACCCGAUAAAUGAAAAAGCUUUCAUUUGCAACUAUAAGGAGCACUGGUUUACUAUACGCAAACUGGGACAGCAGUGGUUCAACCUGAACUCCCUCCUGACUGGACCGGAGUUGAUAUCGGACACAUAUUUAGCCCUUUUCCUCGCACAGCUGCAACAGGAAGGUUAUUCCAUAUUUGUAAUCCGGGGAAAUCUCCCAGAGUGCGAGGCGGAGCAGAUCCUGGGGAUCAUGCGGGUCCACCAGCAGCAGCGGCCCAGACUCAUCGGCGAGGACGAGGCCCAGACCAGCAUGGGCAGGACGUCGACCUCUCAGGUGCAGACGGACGCGGGUUUUGUUGUAGAGGACGAGGAUGAGGAGCUGAAGAGAGCUCUGGCGCUCAGCAGGCAGGACAUGGAUGUGGAAGACGAAGAGGCCGACGUUCGGAGAGCUAUUCAGCUCAGCAUGCAGGGAGCCGUGAUGAGCAACUCGUCUUCGGAGUGCGAGGCUUUAGGUGUGAAAUCCAGCAGCGCUGAUGAAGGACAAAAAGUCCAGAGCGAGACGCUGACAGCGGAGGAGCUGAGGAAGAGGAGACAGGCCUACUUUGAUCGGCAGCAGCAACAAGCUCAGCCAAACAUUCCCCAACAGCCAGACACAAAUCCAGGAUCAACAAACACCGGCUCAGAGGAAGACCAACAGCAAGAGUCCAGCCAGUGAAGUUGUGGAAAGUUUGUGUUUACCAGCGGCCUGGAUUGGAACCCCUGCCUGGGGUAGCUUCGCUCCCUCUAACCUUUUGCAUAUGCAAACAUAAGGACGUAAGGACACGGUUUCCUGUGUUAGUUCACUGACCGACCACAGAGACGAGAAGAAGAGGCAGCACUUUGGUGCGACUCGGUGAAGCGCUCGGGCUCCAGCGGACUCAUGAUGCAGUAAAUCCAAGAUUGCAAUUGCCUUUUUUUACCAUGGCGCCUUCUUUUCUAUUGUAUACAGUUUUUUUUUAUUCCAGUUCUUUCGGAGUUUUUUUUAGGAAGAUCUGGAAAGACAAAAAAACAUGCAAGUUUUGGAGGUAAAAAGAAAAAUAAGAUAGGCAUUCUAUGAAAGCCAUACGAGACCAAGGUUUUGGACAGAAAAAGCUUUAUAGGCGACGACAAACCCUCCUGGGUUUGGUUUGUGGAACAAAGAAAUGAUUAGGAGACCUAAUCCAUCACAACUCCUUUAUAGUCUGAAAUAAUCCAACCAUUUCUCACCGCACCAAAGUGUCUUUGGGUCUGAAACACUAACAUCUGUUGAUUGUUUAUUCCUGAUCUGAGUGAUGGUUUUACUCCCAGAACACAGUUCGUCUUCGAUGUUUUCACUUUAUUCCUUUCUUUAAAUGUACGAGUAGACAUUAAAUGAGUAAAGGGUCCAGUGUGGACAGUACA